AUUCCCUUCCCCCAUCUCCCCCUCCUCCCCAAUCUCCCCCUCCCCACAUCUCCUCAUUCCCCCUCCUGCCCCCUCCCUCUCCCUCUCCUCACAUCUCCUCAUUCCCCCUCCUGCCCCCUCCCUCUCCCUCCUCAUUCCCUUCCCUCUAUUUCCCCGUCCUCCCCUCGCGUUCCCCCUAUCUCCCCAUCUCCUCAUUCCCCCUCCAUCUCCCCCUCUUCCUCCCAUUCCUGCUAUCUCCCCUCCCCCAUCCCCAUCUUCUCCCCACUCCCGCUUCCCUCUAUCUCCCCCUCCCCACAUCUCCUUAUUCCCCCAUCUCCCCCUCCUCUCCCCACUCCCCAUCCCCCGCAGCUCCUCAUUCCCUUCCCUCUCUCUCCCCCUCCUCCCCCCCAUUUCCCCUCCAUCUGCCCCUCCUCGUUCCCUUCCCUCUAUCUCCCCGUCCUCCCCCCGCCUUCCCCUAUCUCCCCACUCCCCCGGCUCCUCAUUCCCUUCCCCCUAUCUCCCCCUCCUCCCCAAUCUCCCCCUCCCCCCCCCCUCUAGCUCCUCCACCCCACCCUGCCCUGCCCUGCCCUCCCCUCUCCUCUCCUCUCCUCUCCUCUAUUUUUCUCUUCCUCUCCCCUCCCCUGCCCUCCCCCCCGCUGUUCCCAGGCGCCCUCCCCCUCCGCCGGCCCCGCCCCGCUCGGUACCGCAUUGCUGUAGCGCAGGGGGUCACUGCAUUGCGCCGGCACCGGCAAUAGGGGGACCCCCUCCCAGGGAGAUAAAGCCGCCGGAGCCGAAGCUGGCAGCCUCUGCUGUCUGAGCCCGGCGCCGCCACCGCCUCCACAAAAAAACGCAGCUUUGCUUCCGCUCCUUUGCUAGCGUCGGCCCUUUCCAAUAUAACCCGAGAGGAUGGGGAAGGAGAAGACACAUAUCAACAUUGUAGUCAUUGGACAUGUGGACUCUGGGAAAUCCACCACCACUGGGCACCUCAUCUACAAAUGCGGGGGCAUUGACAAAAGGACCAUUGAGAAAUUUGAGAAGGAAGCUGCUGAGAUGGGGAAAGGCUCCUUUAAAUAUGCCUGGGUGCUGGACAAGCUGAAGGCUGAGCGCGAGCGUGGUAUCACUAUUGAUAUCUCCCUGUGGAAGUUUGAGACCACCAAGUACUACAUCACCAUCAUUGAUGCCCCGGGCCACAGAGACUUCAUCAAGAACAUGAUCACAGGGACGUCACAGGCUGACUGUGCCGUGCUGAUUGUUGCUGCUGGCGUAGGUGAAUUUGAAGCUGGCAUCUCCAAGAAUGGGCAGACCCGUGAGCAUGCCCUCCUGGCCUACACACUGGGCGUCAAGCAGCUCAUUGUGGGCAUCAACAAGAUGGAUUCCACAGAGCCGCCGUACAGCGAGAAACGUUACGAUGAGAUCGUCAAGGAGGUCAGCGCCUACAUCAAGAAGAUCGGCUACAACCCUGCCACGGUCCCCUUCGUGCCUAUCUCUGGGUGGCAUGGGGACAACAUGCUGGAGCCAUCUCCCAAUAUGCCGUGGUUCAAAGGCUGGAAGGUAGAACGUAAGGAAGGAAAUGCUAGUGGAGUGUCGCUGCUGGAAGCUCUGGAUACCAUCCUGCCUCCCACCCGCCCUACAGACAAACCUCUGCGUCUGCCCCUUCAGGACGUCUACAAGAUCGGCGGUAUCGGCACCGUCCCAGUGGGCCGCGUGGAGACGGGGAUCCUCCGGCCUGGCAUGGUGGUGACUUUUGCCCCAGUGAACAUCACCACUGAGGUGAAGUCGGUGGAGAUGCACCACGAGGCUCUGAGCGAGGCCCUGCCAGGAGACAACGUUGGCUUCAACGUGAAGAAUGUCUCCGUCAAAGACAUCCGCCGCGGGAACGUCUGCGGGGACAGCAAGUCGGACCCGCCCCAGGAGGCAGCUCAGUUCACAUCUCAGGUGAUCAUUCUGAACCAUCCCGGCCAGAUUAGCGCUGGCUACUCCCCUGUCAUCGACUGCCACACUGCGCAUAUCGCUUGCAAGUUCGCCGAGCUGAAGGAGAAGAUCGACCGACGCUCUGGCAAGAAGCUGGAGGACAACCCCAAAUCCUUGAAAUCCGGAGAUGCUGCCAUUGUGGAGAUGAUCCCUGGGAAGCCAAUGUGUGUGGAGAGCUUCUCCCAGUACCCACCCCUUGGACGCUUUGCCGUGCGCGACAUGCGGCAGACCGUGGCUGUCGGCGUCAUCAAGAACGUGGAGAAGAAGAGCGGUGGUGCUGGCAAGGUCACCAAGUCGGCGCAGAAGGCCCAGAAGGCUGGCAAAUGAAUUGUAGGCUCCCCGUGCAUUGCGCAGAAACCAUCCCCGUCACCAGGAUGCUGCCAUCUUCUCCCUGAGGCGCAUGUGUGCACAUCAGCUUGUAAGAGUUUAUAUGUCAACGACUGGAUGCUAACCAUUAAGGUCCAGUGGAAAUUCUUUAAAAGGAAAAGCAUGUUCCAGCGUUUGUGAGGCUUCAUGUUAAUUUUACCAAUAAACUGGUGCAACAUCCACAGUGA
This is a messenger RNA of Chelonia mydas (Green sea turtle), 2504 nucleotides long. RefSeq names its product eukaryotic translation elongation factor 1 alpha 2 (gene EEF1A2). The transcript is spliced from 8 exons. Gene Ontology annotation, molecular function: GTP binding; GTPase activity; translation elongation factor activity. NCBI's taxonomy places the organism in Eukaryota, Metazoa, Chordata, Testudines, Cheloniidae. The record is from RefSeq and is a predicted model, not a curated record. Gene Ontology annotation, biological process: translation; translational elongation. Bases 886 to 2277 code for a protein of 463 amino acids.